Messenger RNA from Medioppia subpectinata, 2161 nucleotides. The record is from the annotation of a GenBank genome assembly. Lineage: Eukaryota; Metazoa; Arthropoda; Arachnida; Sarcoptiformes; Oppiidae.
ACAAUAUAUAUUUCUCUCACUUUUUCCCAAAGACUCGGGAAUACUGAGACAUUUCGGGCGAAAGAAGAGCCGGAGGACCAAAGUUUUGUCGCCAAACGCAUAAAACUCUGCGCCAACGACGAGGAGGACCAGGAAUUGGUGACCACAUCGUCGCUGGACGACGAUCUCGUGCCGCCACUGCAAGCCCUACAUCACCACCAGAAUCAGCUGCUGAACAGUCCGUUGGCCGACACAAAGUCCAACACUAUAUCGUCGUCUCCGAGCGCCAGCAGUGAUAGCGGACACUGUAGUAGAGCUUCGCCUGACAUCACUUCACUCACGACAGCCAAUGGUGCGCUCCAGCCUAUGGCCAGUGCCAGUGGUGAAUCACCAACUGAUUACCAUAACCAUUGGGCAAUGUGUGGAAACGAUGUGAAAGUGGACUCGACUCUACUCUCAUCACAUGCUCUCUCCGACUCUGAUUGCAAUAUCUAUUCAACUGGUGUCGCCGAUCAUCUGAAUUCAUCAUACGCUGAGCUCAGCCCAACCCAUCCCACAUCAUAUCCCUAUUACGAUAGAAUUGACAGCAUGCAGGCCGCCUAUCAAAGUACUUAUAGUACGGGAUCAGCCGCCGCCGCGUUCGCUGCCAAUUAUUACCCACAAACCAAUCCCUAUGGCGUUAUGUCUCAAUCAUAUAAUGGUUCGCGCUCAAUAAGCUCUCAAUGUAAGACGAGCUCAUCGGCAGCACUGGCAGCUCAGGCCGCUUAUCUCAAUCCAUCUCCAUUUAGUACAACUUUUAAUAACAGCAAUUCCCAAACUGCACAAAACGCCUAUUGCUAUGGCUAUCCGUCGACGUUCUCCAACACCGGCGCUAACUCUCAGCUGCAGACCAAUUGUCAACAGUCCUCAGCGCUGGACUACCCGUACGCCGGGUUCGGCCACUCGACCGGCUAUUCUCCCUAUUAUAACACCGGUUACGGCAGUUAUAUUCCAAACACAACGUCUAAUGUAAAUACCUCUCCAUCGCCCGCAUCAGCCCUCACACUAUCCUCCGCCGCCAACUCCUCCACACCUAACGCCACAUAUCAGUUGACACAACUGUCACAACAAACAGAUCAAAAUUUGUCACAUUAUCAUCACAUAGACGACUGUCCAUCGCCUAUAAAGGCUGAAAUUCAUCAAAAUGCCAGCACUGGAGGCGCCAAAAAAGGCACGAAAGGGUCGGGUCGUAGGGGCCGUCGACCGCCCAACCCGUCACCGGAACCCGAGAAUAAUCUCGAGCGCGUGUUUGUAUGGGAUUUAGACGAAACUAUUAUUCUCUACCUCUCGUUACUGACAAAAUUGGAUACGAGUCAUCACGAUUGCAAAUGUAUUCACUGUAUUGGCAGUCAAUUAGAGUUACUCAUUGAGCGGUUCGCUAAGAAUCACUUCUUCCUCAAUGACUUGAGAAACUGUGAACAGGAGCACGUGGACGACGCCGCUGCCGAGGAUAAUGGCCAGGAUUUAAGUAAUUAUAAUUUCCAAAGCGAUGGCUUCGCCGAAGAGUACUCUCAGCCGGCCAUCGGUGUGAUUGGACUCAAUCCGUGUCCCAUUCGGGGUAAUAACGAUUCGUGUAGGAAAAUGGCCUUUCGGUACCGACGGAUCAAAGAGGUCUACUCUCAGUACAGAGAAAAUGUUUCAGAUCUAUUGAGUGGACCCGAGAGAGAAAAGUUGUAUGAUAUCCAACGGGAAUGGGAUGUCUAUACCGAAGGCCGAACACUUAAAGCACUCAAAUGCUUACAACUAAUCAAUUCGAGGCCUAAAUGUAUGAAUGUUUUGGUCACAUCACUUCCAUUGGUAGAGUCUUUGGCCAAAGUGUUGAUUUUCGGAGUGGCGCCUAAUUUUGCCAUUGAGAACAUGUAUAGUUCAGUCAAAACAGGCAAAGACCAUACUUUCCAACGAAUAGUGAAUAAAUUUGGCAAAAAGUGUACAUAUGUUGCGAUCGGCGAUGGAUUAGAAGAGAAAAGCGCCGCUCAAAAGCUGGACAUCCCAUUCUGGGAAGUGACGUGUACGCAUAACCUGGAUCAAUUAUACAAUGCAUUAAGUUGGGGGCAUCUAUAAAAUACAGUUAUAAAUUAUAUUAAUUAUGAUAAUUUUUAACAUUAAUAUAAAUGUACAAAAAUAUACAGUAUAUAUAAUAUCG